Molecule: messenger RNA, 675 nt
Organism: Notechis scutatus (mainland tiger snake)
Lineage: Eukaryota; Metazoa; Chordata; Lepidosauria; Squamata; Elapidae
Source: RefSeq, a predicted model, not a curated record
AAACCCUUUGAAUGUCCUAUUUGUGGGAAAAGUUUUAGUCGCAAUUCCUACCUGGUAAUACACCAGAGGAUUCACACAGAAGAUAAGCCCUUUGAAUGCCCUAUUUGUGGGAAAAGUUUUAGUCGCAAUUCUUACCUGGUAAUACACCAGAGGAUUCACACAGGAGAAAAACCCUUUGAAUGUCCUAAUUGUGGGAAAUUUUUCAUUACAAAUUUCAGCCUCAUGAGACACCAGAGAACUCACACAGGAGAGAAACCCUAUGAAUGUCCUGACUGUGGAAAAGGUUUUAGUGUUAAUUCCACCCUGGUGAAACACCAGAGGACACACACAGGAGAGAAACCCUUUGAAUGUCCUGAUUGUGGGAAAAGUUUCAGUCAGAAUUCCACCCUGGUGAAACACCAGAGGACUCAUACAGGAGAGAAACCCUUUGAUUGUCCUGACUGUGGGAAAAGUUUCAGUCGGAAUUCCUACCUGGUAAUACACCAGAGGAUUCACACAGGAGAGAAACCCUUUGAAUGUCCUGACUGUGGAAAAGGUUUUAGUGAUAAUUCCAGCCUGGUGAAACACCAGAGGACUCACACAGGAGAGAGACACUUUAAAUGUCCUGACUGUAGAAAAGGCUUUGGUCAGAAUUCUGACCUCAUGAGACACCAGAGGACUCACACCAGAGAUUAA